Gigantopelta aegis is the source of this 2060-nucleotide messenger RNA. RefSeq names its product organic cation transporter protein-like. Gene Ontology annotation, biological process: transmembrane transport. Gene Ontology annotation, molecular function: transmembrane transporter activity. The transcript is spliced from 10 exons. The record is from RefSeq and is a predicted model, not a curated record. The coding region runs from base 1 to 1728 and encodes 575 amino acids. NCBI's taxonomy places the organism in Eukaryota, Metazoa, Mollusca, Gastropoda, Neomphalida, Peltospiridae. Gene Ontology annotation, cellular component: membrane.
AUGAAAUUCGACGAGAUUCUAGCAGAAGUCGGUGAAUUCGGACCGUACCAGAAACGGCUUUACUACCUGGCGUGUUUACCAGCAGUGAUGGCCUCAAUACAGGCCCUCCUUCCUGUCUUCAUUCUUGGAAUCCCUAAGUACAGAUGCAAGAUUCCAGGUCUGGCUAAUGACACUUACGCGAUCCAGAACGAGGCUCAUGCAAAGCUAAUUAACAUGACGAUACCGCCGCCCUCUGCCGGCGAAGAGGGACUGUACUCCCACUGUACUAUAUACAAGUCUGAGAACAACACAUGGAGAGAUUUUACUGAAAUCACAAACACAACUCCACAAAUGGCGUGCACGUCCUGGGUGUACGAUACGACGUGGUUUUAUCCAACAGCUAUUACUGAGUUUGACAUGGUGUGUGGACACGAGAUCAUGAGGACACAUUCUAACAUGGUGCGAUUUGGCGGAGCUCUAACUGGUUCGCUUGUAUUGGGGAUGACUACUGACAUAAUUGGUCGAAAGAAAACUCUGUUGACGGCAAUUAUGCUUCAAAUAUGCUCCGGUAUAGGUGUUGCCUUUGCUCCAAAUGUCAUCACAUUUGUUGUGUUCACGUAUCUCUCCGGAAUAUCCAGAAUUGGAGAAUUCAUGAUCGCUUUUGUUAUUGCUAUGGAACUGGUGGGACCUUCGAAGCGGACAUUUGUUGGGCUUGUAAUAGAAGUCUUCUGGUGUAUAGGUUUGAUCAUCCUAUCAGGAUUAGCCUACUUCAUACGGGACUGGAGACACCUGCAACUGUCCGUGACGGCUCCAGCUGUACUUUUCUUCCUCUAUUGGUGGUUAUUACCAGAAUCUCCACGAUGGCUUCUUUCACGCGGUCGAUUGGACGAAGCUGAAGUAAUCAUCAAAAGGAUUGCCAAAUCCAAUGGCGUCACAAUGAGAAAAGGUCUCAUGAGGGACAUAACUUUGGAUGAGGGACCGCACGCCAAGAUAACAGCCAUGUUUACCUCCCCUGUUCUGCUUCUCAGAUGUGUUAUCAUUUUCUUCAAUUGGAUGGCUCUUAACGCCAUAUACUACGGCAUCAGUCUAAACGUCGGCAACCUCAGCGGCAACGUGUACCUCAACUUCGUCAUCUCCAGCCUUGUAGAGCUAUCUGCUUACGUCACACUGAUAUUCAUAAUGGACAAGACGGGGAGACGGAAGCUAUACGUGGCUUCAAUGGUGACUGGAGGCAUUGCAUGUCUGACGACAGUUUUCCCAUUGGUCUAUGGAACCGCAGCACACACGUGGGUGACUGUUACCCUAUCGAUGAUUGGACGGUUUGGAUCUUCCGCUGCUUUUGCUAUAAUUUACGUCUUCUCUGCUGAACUUUUUCCGACAGUUAUACGUCAGUCGGGCAUAGGGUCAGGAUGUAUCUUCGGUGGGCUCGGAGGAAUGAUUGCCCCAUACAUUUCAGAUAUGGGAAUUCUUUUAGGCGGCCAUCUCGCUUCAGUGUUGCCGAUGGUCGUGUUUGGAGGGAUUACUGUCUUCGCAGGACUGACGUCUCUUGGUCUGCCGGAAACUCAAAACAGAAAAUUGCCAGAGACAAUAGAGGACGCUUUGCAGUUUGGAAGAACCGAAACAGUCAAACAAGAGCUCCGUUUGUUCGCCUUAAAGCGUCAAUCUGAUGGUAAGGACAGACCGAGGUGCGAGGCGGAGGAUGGAGACAAAGCUGGUUGUCAUACAGAACAGAAAAUAUCACUAUUUUAGAGGAACAAGAUACAUAUUUUACACAUAAAUAUAAUAUGUAUAUAUUCAGUUAAAUAGACAUUCAAAUGGGCUAUGUUUUCAAAUGAAAUGUAAUGGAUAUUUGCCCAAGACAAGGCAGCACAUAUGAUCUUCAAUAGAUCCCUUGCUGCUAAUGGAAACAUGUAGUGGGUUUUGACAUAUAUAAUAACUUUACUCGCAUUAGGGCUAAUAGCCCUUGAGUACAUACUAUAUACAUAUAAACAGAUAUAUAAUGUUAGUAUAUGUCACGGGGAUUCUAUAGUACCCGUAACUGAAUAAAACACGAUUAUCAAAAUAUCUCUCCUAACUGUAUA